GUAAGUGAGGAAGUUUCAGGCAGUUAAUCCGACGCCUCAUUCGUUCUUUCACUGAGCUGUCAACAUUUAAUUGUGAGGCGACUACAUUCGAUAUAAAAUAUAUAUAUAGCCAGCUAUACUUCUCUGCAACAACGUUUUUCUUUUUGAAAACAGCUGCUCUCGUCUUACUAUGACUCUCAGGUGAUCGUCAAAGAGUCCAGGUGGUUCUGCUGUGCUCUGUGGCCUUGGUGACUUAUCUGCAGAAUGGAGAAGGAAGAACUGAAGAUCGUGAAUAAGGAUGAGGAGGAUGAGAUGGAGCUCCAGGGGUACCGUGUGUGUCGGUGGCGUGUGGCAGUGGUGAGCCUGGGGGUGCUGUGUACAGGGGGUUUCCUCCUGCUGCUGCUCUACUGGAUGCCAGAAUGGUGUGUGAAGGCCACCUGCACCCGGACCACCGUCAGAGAGGCCGAAGUGGUGCUGCUCCAAUCAACCGAUGACUUUAAGCGCUGGUUCCUGGCCAAGGUGCGUGUGAUGCUGGCCCCUGGAAGAAACCCCUUUGACAGCCUGGAGACCCAGACCACUCCCCCCAUGACCAAUGGACACUCCCCCCACCCCUCGGACGGCUUCACCCAGGAGUUAAUCAGGAAGUACGCAGAGUACCAACCCACUCAGAUUCGCUAUUUUACACUCCAUAGCACAAAGUACUACUGGAACGACGAGGUCCACAAUUUUGAAGUAUUAACGGGCCUGGAGGACCGGGAGGUGACCUGUUCCACCGUCCACUCAGAGCACAGCACGGGGCUCACCAGCAACCAGCAGGAGUACAGGAGACUGUUUUUCGGAGUGAAUGAAAUUGCAGUGAAAGUGCCUUCAGUUUUUAAGCUUCUAAUCAAAGAGGUCCUCAACCCUUUCUACAUCUUCCAGCUCUUCAGUGUGAUCCUGUGGAGCGCUGAUGAGUACUACUACUAUGCCGCAGCCAUCGUCUUUAUGUCGGUCAUUUCCAUAGCUACCUCGCUGUACACCAUCAAAAAGCAAUACGUCACGCUUCAUGACAUGGUGUCAGCACACAGUAUUGUCCGAGUUUCAGUCUGCAGAGCCAGCAACGACAUCGAGGAGGCCCUGUCCACUGACCUGGUGCCCGGCGACGUCAUGGUCAUCCCUAGCAAUGGGACCAUUAUGCCCUGCGACGCGGUGCUGAUCAGCGGCACCUGCAUCGUCAACGAGAGCAUGCUGACAGGCGAGAGUGUGCCAGUCACCAAGACCAACCUCCCCAACCCAGGCGAAGGGGACAAGGAGGGUGACGCAGCUUACAGCAUGGAGGAGCACAAGAGACACACCCUCUUCUGUGGCACGCACGUCAUACAGACCCGCUUCUACUCAGGGGAGCUGGUCAAGGCAGUGGUGGUCCGCACAGGUUUCAGCACAGCUAAGGGCCAGCUGGUGCGCUCCAUCCUGUACCCCAAACCCACCGACUUCAAGCUGUACCGCGACGCCUACCUCUUCCUUCUGUGCCUGGUGGCUAUAGCUGGCAUCGGCUUUGUCUACUCCAUCGUCCUCAGCAUCAUGAACAAUGUGCCAGCCAAGACCAUCAUCAUUGAGUCCCUGGACAUCAUCACCAUCACUGUGCCCCCCGCGCUGCCCGCUGCCAUGACGGCGGGCAUUGUGUACGCCCAGCGCCGCCUCAAACGCAUCGGCAUCUUCUGCAUCAGCCCCCAGAGGAUCAACAUCUGUGGCCAGCUCAACCUGGUCUGCUUCGACAAGACAGGUACACUCACAGAGGAUGGAUUAGACCUGUGGGGAGUCCAGAGAGUGGAGAAGGGGACUUUCCACAUGUCAGAGGAGAAUGCCUACAAGGACACUCUGGUUAAGUCCCAGUUUGUAGCCUGCAUGGCCACCUGCCACUCUCUUACCAAUAUCGAUGGCAAGCUGUCCGGAGACCCUCUGGAUCUGAAGAUGUUCGAGGCCACAGGCUGGAUCCUGGAGGAGGCCACUGAGGAGGAGACAUCCCUCCACAACCGUAUCAUGCCCACCGUGGUGCGGCCCCCCAAGCAACUGAUGCCCCCCGAGCCCGUCAUGUCACCUGAACAGGACAUGGAGCUGUAUGACUUGUCGUCGGCCUAUGAGAUUGGUAUCGUGCGUCAGUUCCCCUUCUCCUCGGCGCUGCAGAGGAUGUGUGUGGUGGCCCGUCUGCUGGGGGAGAAGCGCAUGGAUGCCUACCUCAAGGGGGCGCCAGAGGUGGUGGCCAGCCUCUGCAAGAAAGACACUGUUCCAGAAGACUUUGCAGAGGUUCUGGAGGACUACACCAAGCAGGGCUUCCGGGUCAUCGCCCUGGCCCAUCGCCGCCUCGAGUCCAAACUCACCUGGCACAAAGUACAGAACGUCAACAGGGAUCAGAUGGAGGCCAACAUGGAGUUCCUGGGGCUGAUCAUCAUGCAGAACAAGCUAAAGGCUGAGACCUCCGGGGUACUGCAGGACCUCCGCAGGGCACACAUCCGCACCGUCAUGGUCACUGGUGACAACAUGUUAACGGCCAUCUCGGUGGCUAGGGACUGUGGCAUGAUUCCCCCUCAGGACCAGGUCAUCAUCGCCGACGCGCUGCCCCCUAAAGAUGGCCAGGCGGCCAAGAUCACUUGGCGCUAUGCAGACAACCCCAGCAAACAUGUGGGCAAAGCACCACGCCUGGAGGAUGUACAGAUCAAUCUAGAGGAUGUGCAUCACACUCACAAGCCUCAGGAGCAGUACCACUUUGCUAUGAGUGGCAAGUCCUUUGCUGUCAUCACCGAGCACUUUCAGGACCUGCUGCAAAAGUUGGUGCUGCAUGGCACCGUGUUUGCCAGAAUGGCCCCCGACCAGAAGACCGAGCUCAUUGAGGCACUGCAGAGUGUGGAUUAUUUUGUGGGCAUGUGUGGAGACGGCGCAAACGAUUGUGGUGCUUUGAAGAGGGCUCACGGUGGGAUCUCUCUCUCUGAGCUGGAGGCCUCUGUAGCCUCUCCCUUCACUUCCAGGACACCCAACAUCUCCUGUGUGCCUAGCCUCAUCAGAGAAGGGCGAGCGGCUCUCAUCACCUCCUUCUGUGUGUUCAAGUUCAUGGCCCUCUACAGCAUCAUCCAGUACAUCAGUGUCACCCUGCUCUACUCUAUCCUCAGUAACCUGGGAGACUUCCAGUUCCUCUUCAUCGACAUCGCAAUCAUCCUCCUCGUAGUCUUCACCAUGUCUCUGAACCCAGCGUGGAAGGAGCUGGUGUCGAGGCGUCCCCCCUCAGGUCUGAUCUCAGGCCCUCUGCUGUUUUCCGUGCUGACUCAGAUCCUCAUCUGUCUGGGCUUCCAGACCAUUGCCUUCCUCUGGGUCCGACACCAGGCCUGGUACCACAUCUGGACGCCACAGUCCGAUGCCUGCAACUCGUCCCUCCGUGCCAACUUGGGGCCAGAACACAACUCCUCAGAGGAGAGGGACGACCACAACAUCAAGAACUACGAGAACACCUCCCUGUUCUACGUCUCCUCCUUCCAGUACCUCAUCGUGGCCAUCGUCUUCUCCAAGGGGAAGCCCUUCAGACAGCCCAGCUACAAAAACUGGCCUUUUGUGGUGUCAUGUAUUGGCCUGUACAUAUUUAUGUUCUUCAUCAUGUUUUACCCUGUGUCUGCUAUCGAUGAAUUCCUAGAGAUUGUGUGUGUUCCGUUUGAAUGGAGAAUCACUCUGUUCUUCAUCAUCAUAGUCAAUGCAGCCGUGUCUGUAUUGGUGGAGACCCUCGUCCUUGACGUCGUCUUAUGGAAGCUUGUCUUCAGCCGAGACAAGCAGGGCGGCUAUGGCACCACCCAUGCCGCUCCAACAACACAGGGGGGCAUCGACCUCUGGGGAGCCAAGUGUCUGUCGUGGCUGUGCUGCCGCCGGAGGAAGGUACCCAAGGCGCGCUACAUGCACCUGGCCCAGGAACUUAGCGUGGACCCCGACUGGCCCCCCAAACCCACCACCACCACCGAGGCCAAGCACCCACUGCCCGGCAACCCCACUGAAAAUGGCUCCUCCUACCAGAUAAUGGCCGACUCCUAGCACCCCCCCGCCCCACUCUUGGCUAAAGCAAAAACACACACUCCCGACAAAAGGACAAAAAGAAACAGUGGUCUAUGGACAGAACAAGGCGAAAGAUGGGGCGAAAUAGUAGAAAAGGAUUUUGGGGUGAAGAAAUGGUAGUGUGGAUCUCUCCAUGCUCUUUGCUGCUCAGAUCCAGCACACUGUUCAGACCCUGGCUGGUCUACAUAACCCUCACCAACCAAACCCCUCAACCUGCCACCACCCCCUGGUAUACAAUGGUUUGUCUACUACAUAAAUACACCCCCAGUAUGGUCUACUCUAUAUCCACCCCGCCUUCAGCUGGUCUACCUGCAGUCCAAGAGUCCACGUUGUCCACAGGCUGGGUCCUGUGGCAGAGUCAGACCCCUGUGUCAUUAUUAUGAGUUUAAUCAUUGCCUCACUGCUUUUUAACCCUUGCAGAACUAUGCAGCGAACUGACGAAACUCCAAUCGUAGUCUUAAAACGGUAAUGAUUUUUACAAUUGUAAUUGGUGUUGCCGUGAUUCCUCCAUGAGCUCCAGACCUUCUCGCAUUUUUGCUUUUGUUUGUAAGCAGCCACCAGCCAUCUCCACUAACAUGGUUAUCAUACAGGGGACUUGAAGCAUGGAUGUGCAUGAACCCAGCUCCGUUUAGCCAUUGUUAUAUGGUGGUUGGAACACUACUGCUUACCUAACAGUACUGUAGUAUUAAUAUUGCUGAACAGGGACCAGAACCUUUUUGUAUUAUGAAACUAGGCAUAACAAGAGGCAGUAUGCAAACGGCUUGGAAUCACAGGUAGCAGCAACCCACCCCCCCUGCAUGUAGAAACCAUCCAAAGGCAAAAUAGACUUGCAAAAUCAUGUCAAACUGGCCUCACAUGGGCUAGUGUUGCUCCACAUGGAGAAGGUCUGUCUUUAAAAAAAGAAAAAAAAUGAUAUGAUAAUGGUGAAAGGCGAGGCAUUGUGAAAUUCAUUACCUAGCCGUUUGCGUGCGCUCUCUCCAUACAACCAUGCAACUGGCAAGAUACUGUACUACCAAUGUAUACUCCACUAAAGCCAUGGUAGCAUGAA
Molecule: messenger RNA, 5095 nt
Organism: Oncorhynchus mykiss (rainbow trout)
Lineage: Eukaryota; Metazoa; Chordata; Actinopteri; Salmoniformes; Salmonidae
Product: polyamine-transporting ATPase 13A3
Biological process (GO): polyamine transmembrane transport; intracellular calcium ion homeostasis
Cellular component (GO): late endosome membrane
Molecular function (GO): polyamine transmembrane transporter activity; ATP binding; ATPase-coupled monoatomic cation transmembrane transporter activity
Source: RefSeq, a predicted model, not a curated record